Messenger RNA from Nezara viridula (southern green stink bug), 1662 nucleotides. Lineage: Eukaryota; Metazoa; Arthropoda; Insecta; Hemiptera; Pentatomidae. The record is from the annotation of a GenBank genome assembly.
AUGUUUUAUUUAGUAAUUGUUUUUGUAGACCUGGAUCAUACUAAUAUCAUAUUUCUGUUUUUUCUUCUUAGGGCUGAAAAAAAGAUAAAACAUUGUCGUAUAAAAAUGGAGGGUCGUUUAUAUACAAUUGGGUCUUGCCAGUUUGAAAGUUUGGUGGAAUUAAUCAGUUAUUAUGAAAGGCAUCCCCUCUAUAAGAAAAUUAAACUUUGGUGUCCUGUUAGUGAAGAUAUAGUGCAUAGAAUGGGUUUGGAUGCCGAUGACAGCUCAGUGCUGGGAACUCCCGGAUACAUGGACCCUAGUAGUUUCACAUCUAAGAUUACUGUGAAAGCGUUGUAUGAUUAUCAGGCAAGACAAGAUGAUGAAUUAUCAUUUUGCAAACAUGCAAUAAUUACUAAUGUUAGCAAACAAGAUGGAGGUUGGUGGAAAGGUGAUUAUGGAGGCAAAAGGCAGCAGUGGUUUCCAUCCAAUUAUGUUGAAGAAAUUGAGCCUCAGCAAGAAAGAGAUGACAGUUCUUCAGAUUCAAUGUUGUUGGGCAAUCUACAGAAAGGAAGCUUAGACGUAAUGGGAGCAGUUGUUGAAGUUGCUCAAGGUGUUGGACAAGGCCUUAAUUGGAUUUUAAGAAUUCAGAAUCCAAACAUGUGCACUGCUUUCGAAGUAGCUAUACCAUCUCAAGAGCAAGCUAUGGAGUGGAUGUCAGCCAUUAAAGAGACUGCCCAAAGUGCAAGUGCUAGGGAAAGUCAAAAUAAAGAAAUGGAGAGAGCUUGGCGGGUUGCUAAGGAGAUGUCUAACUUAAUUAUAUACUGUAGGAGUGUUGCGUUCAAUAUCGAUAGGUUAAAACAAAGAGGAUUUGUUUAUCCUGAAAUGUCUUCUUUUCCCGAAACUAAAGCUGAGAAACUUAUUUGCCAAAAUGAAUCUCGAUUUUUCAUCAAAUAUCAUCAGUAUCAAUUCAGCAGAGUUUAUCCUAAAGGUCAAAGAAUAGAUUCAUCAAAUUACAAUCCGAUACCACUGUGGAAUACUGGUUGCCAGAUGGUUGCAUUAAAUUUUCAAACACCUGAUAAAGCAAUGCAGCUGAACCAGAGUAAAUUUCGUCUUAAUGGUGGAUGUGGUUAUGUGUUAAGGCCAGAAAUAAUGUUUCGUUCUGAUUUUGAUCCAAAUGAUCCCACUUGUCUGUCUGGCUCCGAAGGUUUGGCUGUGAGCUUAAGGAUUAUAGCAGCUAGGCACUUAAGCCGUGCUGGUAGAGGAACAGUUAGCCCUUUUGUUGAAGUUGAAACUCUUGGAGCUGAAUAUGAUACUGGCCACAAAUUAACAACAAAAACUGUGUCUGAUAAUGGAUUGAACCCAGUUUGGAAUGAAUCUUGUGAAUUUGAUAUUUUGAAUCCCUCUCUGGUCAUGCUUAGAUUUACUGUACAGGAUGAAGAUGUAUUUGGUGAUUCAAAUUUCAUUGGUCAAGCAACAUAUCCAAUAAUUGGACUUAGAACAGGAUAUCGAAGUGUGCCACUAAAAAAUGGUUUCUCUGAAGACCAUGAAAUAUCAACAUUGUUAGUUCAUUUGUCUUUAAAGCCUUUGAUUUCUGCUCCGUUUCAAAGAGAACAUAGGAGUAUCAUGCCUAGCUGCAAUUCUAGUUCACAGUUUUCAAAUCCUCUCGACCUAGCAGAAACUUGA